CGAGGCCUGGGAGCGGAGUGCGGACGCGGGCUGUCAUGUCGGCUCUGACUCGGCUUGCGCCUUUCGUUCGGGGCGGAGGCCGGCUCUUCAGAAGCUGCCGCAAGCGGACGGCGGGAAGCGGGGGUGUUCGUCAUGCCGGCGGCGGCGUGCACAUCGAGCCCACCUACCGGCAGUUCCCCCAGCUGACCAGGUCCCAGGUGCUCCAGGCCGAGUUCUUCAGCGCGACCAUGUGGUUCUGGAUCCUCUGGCGGUUCUGGCAUGACUCGGACGCUGUGCUGGGUCACUUUCCAUAUCCGGAUCCUUCGCAGUGGACCGAUGAAGAGCUGGGCAUCCCUCCCGACGAUGAAGACUGAGGACCCGACUGGCUGCCUGACAGGCCUCUCGCCUAGCUGGGGCUCCGUGAGCGUGGCAGUGACUGAAUAGACGGAAACUGUGGAUUUGAAGAAGACAAAGUUUUCCACUUGUUUUCCCGCAGGAGCUGGUGAGAGCGUCAAGAGUAACAGAUUUCAUAUUGUAAAUUAAAGUCAUAAAUUAAAGUGGUUUGAUUGAGAAUGAGAGAUUGCAUUGCGGCUGUUUCUGUAGCGACUGUCCCGAGCUCGGCCUGCUGGGCUGACUGCUGGGCUGAGUGACGGCUACGCCCUCCCAGCUGCUCCCCACAGGUCCCAGGCCACAGAUAGGUACCUGGGGGCCACACACCUGGUCAGUGGCUGAGCUUAGGUCUGACUCCAAAGCCCCCACUUAA
Trichechus manatus latirostris (Florida manatee) is the source of this 742-nucleotide messenger RNA. RefSeq names its product NADH:ubiquinone oxidoreductase subunit B2 (gene NDUFB2). Gene Ontology annotation, biological process: mitochondrial respiratory chain complex I assembly. Gene Ontology annotation, cellular component: mitochondrial inner membrane. The record is from RefSeq and is a predicted model, not a curated record. The coding region runs from base 36 to 353 and encodes 105 amino acids. NCBI's taxonomy places the organism in Eukaryota, Metazoa, Chordata, Mammalia, Sirenia, Trichechidae. The transcript has 4 exons.